GAGAAGAAGAAGCAGUUAUACGCUAAACUCCGCACCAUUGGGAAUAUUGUUCAUAACUCUGUUCCAGUGAGAAACAAUGAGGACAACAACGAACUCGUCAGGAGCUGGGCUGCAGAUGGAGUAAUGUUGAAAAGUGCAGUUGUCUCUCCCACCACGAUGUGCUUACCCGGUUAGACGGAUAUGAGGCAGAGCGCGGUGUCAAGGUAGUCGGACACCGUGGCUGCUUUCUCAAGCGGUGGGGUGUGUUUCUAAACCACGCAUUGAUUAAUUAUGGAUUGGCGUAUUUGGCGUCAAAGAAAUACACCCCACUUGAGACGCCCCAGUUUAUGCCGAAGAAUAUGAUGGCCAAGACUUCUCAUCUAGAGCAGUUUGAUGACGAGUUGUAUAGGGUGAUUUCAUAUGGAGAGGAGAAGAACGACAAAUAUUUGAUUGCUACCUCCGAACAGCCCAUCUCCGGUCUUCAUGCGGAUGAAUGGCUGCAGCAGAAGGGGCUGCCUAUUAGGUACGCAAGUUUUAGUUCAUGCUACAGUCGAGAGGCGGGGGCCCACGGAAAGGAUGCUUGGGGUAUUUUCAGAGUUCACCAGUUCGAGAAGUUGGAGCAAUUUGUCAUCACACAUCCUGAGAAGUCUUGGGAAGCGUUCGACGAAAUAAUCAACUAUUCCGAGGAAUUCUACAAGUCGCUCAACAUCCCUUACCGUGAUGUCGCUAUUGUGUCUGGUGCGCUCAACAACGCCGCGGCAAAAAUAUAUGAUGUCGAGGCUUGGUUCCCUUUCAAGGGAGAGCACAAGGAACUCAAGAGUCCCAUCACAACCAAUUAUCAGCCUCGUAACCCGGAGAUGAGAUACAGGACAAACUCCCAGUCGGACACGGUCAAGGAAUACGUUCACUGCCUUAACUCCACCCUCUGUGUGACGCAGUGUUCUCUCUGUUGCUUAUUGGAGAACUACCAGACCACUGAGUGUAUCAACGUCCCUGAACCCCUCAGGAAGUAUAUUCCAUAGGCCUCAGAGCUUUUCCCCUUCAGCAAAGAGUCUUUGACCAAUAACACCUCGAUGGGAAGGGGUAACCCAAAGGCAUAGACGCAUAGACAGGGC
Tuber melanosporum (Perigord truffle) is the source of this 1094-nucleotide messenger RNA. RefSeq lists its product as uncharacterized. Gene Ontology annotation, biological process: seryl-tRNA aminoacylation. Bases 342 to 1001 code for a protein of 219 amino acids. The transcript has 5 exons. Gene Ontology annotation, molecular function: serine-tRNA ligase activity; ATP binding; tRNA binding. Gene Ontology annotation, cellular component: cytosol. Lineage: Eukaryota; Fungi; Ascomycota; Pezizomycetes; Pezizales; Tuberaceae. The record is from RefSeq and is a predicted model, not a curated record.